Messenger RNA from Diutina rugosa, 1680 nucleotides. RefSeq lists its product as uncharacterized. Gene Ontology annotation, molecular function: phosphatidylinositol binding. Lineage: Eukaryota; Fungi; Ascomycota; Pichiomycetes; Serinales; Debaryomycetaceae. The transcript has a single exon. The record is from RefSeq and is a predicted model, not a curated record. Gene Ontology annotation, biological process: retrograde transport, endosome to Golgi. The coding region runs from base 1 to 1680 and encodes 559 amino acids.
AUGUCGGUUGACGUCGACGAAGACAACAACCCGUUCGGCACCCCGACCAGCAUGCUUGCCCCCACUGCCAACGACACCCCCACCCAGGCAUCACCUGACGCCACCGCCGACCCGGCGCCACUGACGUCACCGCCCCACGACGACGGCGACGACGCCGAUGACCUCCUAUUCAACAAUCCAGGCGACCCCAGGUAUAGUGCUAUGGUUUCCAUCAACCCUGAGUCCCGUGUCGGUCGGCUUUUAAAGCCUGGACAGCCAGUAAAGGCGGAAAUCAUCGACGCUAGCUCGUCCCGUGAAGGACUGACUAACUCCAAACUGUACGUCGUAUACACCAUCAGAUUGAUCAAUCUGAACCUUCCGGGAGAGAAGGCCGACACCAGACGCCGGUACCUGGAUUUCGUCGGCCUCAGAGAGAUAUUGUGCAAGAUAUUCCCCCUCGUGAUCAUACCGCCGAUACCGCCCAAAAACUACGUCAAUUUGAAACAACUAGUGACUCCUGAGAUUGGAAAGCCCGAGUCGACCACGCCCCAGACUCAGCUCACUAAUGGCCUGGGCCAUACAGGCACCGACAAGUAUAGCUAUAUCAAUAGCACCCAUUUGACCCAGCGACGGCUUGUGGAACACCGCCAGCGGUUACUUCAACGGUUUAUCAACAACUGUUUGAACAUUCCUCAAAUCAGAAACCUUGAAUUCUUCCAUAAGUUCUUGGAUCCCAAUGCUAAUUGGGGCGAUGAAGUGACGCUUAUCCUUUCGCAAUUACCAAAACUGGUCUACUGUUCGAACCCCGAGAAUGGAUUAAAAAUCGACCCGAUGUACCAACACUUACCGCAACCGCUGUCAUCUUCGGUAAAAUCAUUAGUGAAAAAGGGAGCUCAUUUAUUAUCGUCGUCUCAAGGCGAAGACAGUAAUAAUGACCGCCAUCUGCCUGAAGACGGACCCCCCACCGCCUCCAUCAUGGACACUACGGGUCUAGACAUUAUCAAUAAGCGGAUCAUGGAGAGCUUCAUCGGCAUGGCUCAGGAGUAUGCUGACUUGGGUACUGCAUUCAAUCUGAUGCUGCUUGUGGCAUUAUCAGAUAACGACGAUACCCCUAAGCUCAAUCUAAUGUUUGAUCGGUUUGGCCAGAUCUUCGACCGGCUGUAUAUCACGAUCAACUCCGUGGUGGCCGAUCUCGAUACCCGGUUCUCGGAACCGUUAGGUGAAGUCGUCCAGUAUACCGGGAUUUUCCAGGACAUUCAGAAGUUCCAGCUGCGUAAGAUCAAGCAGAAGCUGAUGGUCGACACUGAGAUCGCCAAUAAACGGGCGGAGCUCGAGGACCUUUUGCAGGCAGAAGGCCAGCCGUCCACUCACGCUGUUAGUGCCACCAAAACUGGGUUCCUGUUUAAGAAACUUCAACAGAUCGUUACCGAUAUCAUCGACCAGAACCCUGAACAAACGAGAAAGGAACGCAUCGAAUACUUAAAGCAGAAACUAGGAAUCUUGGAAAAGUGCCAGGGGAUCAUGCUUGAGGACUUAUCGUAUAUUGCCGACGAAAUCAACAAGGGACUGGAGCUAUUCAAGCGCCAACAGCUCCAGCAAAUCUACCGCAUCUUGCUUGACUACAACGGGUUUCUUCUUGGCUGGGCGAAGAAGAACUGCGACAUUUGGGAGGACAUCCGCGAGGAAAUCAUUAAUCUAUAG